Olea europaea var. sylvestris is the source of this 1021-nucleotide messenger RNA. Its product is annotated as protein ANTAGONIST OF LIKE HETEROCHROMATIN PROTEIN 1-like. Gene Ontology annotation, cellular component: ESC/E(Z) complex; PRC1 complex. The transcript has a single exon. Gene Ontology annotation, molecular function: chromatin binding. Lineage: Eukaryota; Viridiplantae; Streptophyta; Magnoliopsida; Lamiales; Oleaceae. The annotation marks the transcript as partial. The record is from RefSeq and is a predicted model, not a curated record.
CAAGUUUCCGUUGGAGCUUCGUUUGGAGUAGGACAGUCCACUGUUUCUCAGGUCACUUGGAGAUUUAUCGAGGCCAUGGAAGAACGGGCAAAGCACCAUCUCAAAUGGCCUGAUUCUAGUAAACUGGAAGAAAUUAAAUCUAAAUUUGAAUCAUUUUCAGGAUUGCCUAACUGUUGUGGAGCCAUUGAUGCUACUCACAUCAUUAUGACACUUCCUGCUGUUGAAACUUCAGAUGAUUGGUGUGAUCAAGAAAACAAUUACAGCAUGUUCGUCCAAGGAGUCGUUGAUAAUGAGAUGCGAUUUCUAGAUGUUUUGACGGGUUGGCCAGGGGGAAUGCCUAUUUCUCGACUUCUGAAGUGUUCGGGAUUUUACAAACUUUGUGAAAGUGGCGAACGGCUAAAUGGAAAGGUCAGGAUAUCAACUAAUGGAGAGGAGAUUCGAGAGUAUAUAGUAGGUGGUGCUAGUUACCCUCUUCUUCCAUGGCUUAUAACUCCAUACGAAGGUAAUGAUCUUGAAAUUCCCAUGUUAGAAUUCAAUCAAAAGCUUGAAGCUGCCCGAGCUGCAGCUGUCAAGGCAUUUUCGCAACUGAAGGGUGGUUGGAGAAUCCUAAGUAAGGUUAUGUGGAGGCCUGAUAAGAGGAAACUUCCUAGUAUUAUCUUGGUCUGUUGUUUGCUUCAUAAUAUUAUAAUCGAUUGUGGAGACAAUUUGUAUCCAGAUGUUGUCUUGUCUGGACACCACGACUCAGAUUAUAUAGGGCAGAGCUGUAAGCAUGUUGAUCCGAUAGGCAGAACUAUUAGAGAAAACUUAACUAAACGCUAGCAGCGUUGCAAAGAGAAGGCUUCUUGUGCUCGUACCAUCUGGAACCAUUGCCAAGCCGACAUUCUUGUACUGAUACUGUCAUCAGUACAAGAAUUCUGAUCAAGAAUGUCGGCAAUGGCGCCAUUUCCAAGCCAACAUUCUUGCACUAGCACCAUUGUCAAGCUUUAUACUUAAGCUUGGUUGAAUGUGUAAUGUCUUAAUU